AUGCCUACUAGGUCAUCCCUCUUUGGAGGCCUCGGCCUACUGCUAUCAACCGCACUACCACUCAUCAUCGCUUCGCCCAUUCCUCUCCAUGGCUCUUAUGUUUCCCUUGACGGAUGGACUCUCAGCACGACCGUCAUUAACACCACAUCCUUUCUGAAUGAACCAUAUGUCUCAAAUGGAUAUAUUGGGGCACGUCUCCCCGUCGAAGGCGUUGGCUUGAGGAUUCACCCUGCAAUUGAUUAUGAAGGCCGAGAUGGAGUCCAAGGAUGGCCUCUAUUCGAGCUGAGGCAAACCGCAUCCAUUGUGGCGGGAUUUUACAACCAACAAGGCGAUACCAAGGGCACCAAUUUCCAAACAGGUGGCCAACAAGUCAUUUCUCUACUUCCUACAUGGACAUCAUUAUUCCUGACAGUAUCACCAUCUCCUGAUUCUCCUCCAGAGGAUUGGGUAACUUACCGUCCAGGCGUUGAACUUUCACAGGUCAAAUCAUUCAGACAAUCUCUUUCUCUAAGGAAUGGUGUUGUUCAAACAAAUGUCACCUGGUCCCCUUUCGAUCCUUCAAAUAAUGGCUCCCACAUUCAACUGCACUAUACAGUAGUGGCGCAUAGAUCUCGUCCCAAUCUUGGUCUUGUGCGCCUUGAUAUUUCGGGUCUUACCAAGGGCCAACAGGUCAUCAUCACCGAUGCACUCGAUGGUGCUGGUGCACAACGAGUUCAAGGCGAACAAGCUGGCUCGUUGAAGCAAAAUGAAUUACCUAAUGCGAUCUAUUCCUCUGUUCAACCAUUCGGCGUCAGUGAUGUCACAGCAUGGGAGAUCUCUGCUCUAGAAUUUAUUGGUCUCAAGGACGAAAACUACACUGCUAUUGGCAUCCCUGCUAGCGUUGGCCUCAAAGAUAACUUUACUUCGACUGCUUCACAGUCAUACUCAGUGUCAGCACCCGCGAAUGGUCAUUUGACUGUGAUCAAGGCAGUCGGUAUUGCUUCCACGGAUGCCUUCAAUGGCACUGAGCGAAGUACUGCCCUUGCUGCUGUCAAGAAAGCACAGGCUGAUGGCUGGGACGAACUCUUGGAGGAGCAUGAUGAAGCCUGGGAAACUAUUUGGGACGAGGGUGGCGAAAUUGCCACCAUACUGGAUGAGCUACAGUUGACGACUAUAUCAAGCUUGUAUCACCUCCUUGCUAAUAUUCGUGAUGGCAAUGAGGGUCGAGGCUUGGGUGACAACAGUAUUGCGCCCGCUGGGCUAACAUCAGACUCUUAUGCAGGAGGAAUCUUUUGGGAUGCUGAUCUCUGGAUGUACCCAAGUCUUCUGUCGCUCUUUCCGGAUUAUGCAAUGAGCAUUAAUAACUAUCGAAGCAAAAACUUGGAUCAAGCUUACAAGAAUGCACAGCAGUACAACCGCUCUGGAUUGCUUUAUCCCUGGGUUGCUUUUAGAUACGGCAACUGCACUGGUAUUGGGCCAUGCUAUGAUUACGAAUACCAUUUGAACAACGACAUUGCGCUUGCUCAAUGGCAAUAUUUCCAAACGACCAAUAACAAAACUUGGCUUGAGGAAUGGGGAUAUCCGAUUAUGAAAGGGGUUUCUGAAUUUUGGGCUAGUCAUGUCAUUUGGAACCCUGACACAAACCGUUACAUCACUUUGAACGAGACUGAUCCUGAUGAAUACGCUAACCAUGUAGACAAUGCGGCGUUUACCAAUGCUGGUCUAGCAGUCAAUUUCGAGAACAGUAUCCAGGCUGCAUCUAUCCUUGGGAAAUCACAUGAAGUGCCUAAAAAUUGGAGUGACAUUGCUGAGAAGAUCACGAUUCUCUAUGAACCCACCAGCGAUGUUAUUCUCGAGUAUGAUGGUUUCAAUGCGACGACGCCUGUGAAACAAGCAGACGUGGUUCUGUUGAUCUAUCCACUCGAAUCCGAUAAGGUUCGUGAUCCACAUGAAGAUCUAGCAUUCUAUUUAGGAGCCAACAGUCCUAAUGGUCCAGGCAUGACCUACUCUGUCUUCAGUAUCGGCUCUGCUCAACUGGCGUAUCAAGGUUGUGAGGCAUACACAUACCUGUUACAAAGCAGUGAACCCUAUGUUCGAGGACCGUUCUCCCAGUUCUCGGAACAAGCUACAGAUGAGUAUUCUAAGAAUGCAGGAACCAAUCCUGCAUAUACUUUCUUGACAGGCAAUGGUGGAUUCCUUCAGACCUGGACACAUGGCUUUACGGGUUACAGACCUCAUUUGGACUGUUUCUACUUGGAUCCUUCAUUACCUCCCCAGUUGGCUCCUGAUGGAUUCACGGUCAGGGGUAUGAAGUGGCAAGGGAGUGUAUUUGAUGUCACAGUCCAGGGCUCUCGGACGAUCAUUAGGCGUCGAUCUGGAAAACGGUCAUCCAAGGCAUGUGUAGAAAUCGGUAAACGAAAUAAGAACCGAGGAAAACACCAAUUGUCUGUUGGAGAAACUUUAACAGUAGGAACUUACCGAAGCGAUUUGAAUGGAACUCUCAUUCCUGGCAAUAAGGCUCAAUGUGCAUUGAAGGUGACAUCCAAAGAUCCAAUCUUGCCUGGUCAAUACGCGUUGGCUGCUGUAGAUGGUUCGAAUGCGACGUACUGGCGUCCAGACACAAAGUCACCAGCGUCUAUGACCAUUGAUCUUGGAAAGGUUCAGACAAUCAAUGGAUUCCAUCUCAACUUCAAUCGCAUUCCACCAAAAUCCUACAGCGUCAAUGAUAACAAACACAAUAAUGGCAGUAUUGGAAUGAAGCAGGUGGCGAGGGUGGAUCAGGUCGAAAUUACUGCGCCAUAUGAUGAAAAGACUGCUGGUGUGGUCAUUGUUCGACUGGGCAACACUAGCGACGUAUCCUUGGCAGAGUCGGUCAAAGCCCGUUUUGUCCGGUUGGUUGUAGAGGGUGUUCUGACGGAUGACGGUACGACAGCCGGUGCUACAGUUGCAGAGAUUGCUGUUCUUUAG
Lobosporangium transversale is the source of this 2946-nucleotide messenger RNA. RefSeq names its product Six-hairpin glycosidase-like protein. The transcript has 8 exons. Gene Ontology annotation, molecular function: alpha,alpha-trehalase activity. Gene Ontology annotation, biological process: trehalose catabolic process. Gene Ontology annotation, cellular component: fungal-type cell wall. The coding region runs from base 1 to 2946 and encodes 981 amino acids. The record is from RefSeq and is a predicted model, not a curated record. NCBI's taxonomy places the organism in Eukaryota, Fungi, Mortierellomycota, Mortierellomycetes, Mortierellales, Mortierellaceae.